Molecule: messenger RNA, 1264 nt
Organism: Zingiber officinale
Lineage: Eukaryota; Viridiplantae; Streptophyta; Magnoliopsida; Zingiberales; Zingiberaceae
Product: expansin-A4-like
Exons: 2
Coding region: 102-869 (255 amino acids)
Biological process (GO): plant-type cell wall organization
Cellular component (GO): extracellular region
Source: RefSeq, a predicted model, not a curated record
UACUCCUCCAUCCCCCGCUCUUUAGUUCUCAAGGAUCUCCUUUCCUCUGUUCUGUUUCCUCAUUAUAUCUCUGUCCCCUUUUAAAUUUUAAUACACCAUCGAUGGCGACUAAGUUCUCCCUCGGCAAUGCUCUGCUUGCGUUCAUGCCUUCCUUCAGCUUCCUGCUUUCGGGAGCUUUCGGAUACUCCUCCUCCGGGUGGGAGAACGCCCAUGCCACUUUCUACGGCGGCGGCGACGCUUCCGGCACAAUGGGAGGUGCUUGUGGGUACGGGAAUCUGUACAGCCAGGGAUACGGCACGAACACGGCGGCGCUAAGCACGGUGCUGUUCAAUGGCGGGCUGAGCUGCGGAUCGUGCUACGAGUUGCGUUGCGCGGACGACCCGCAGUCGUGCCUGCCGGGCUCCAUCGUCGUCACCGCCACCAACUUCUGCCCGCCCAACUCCGCCCUCCCCAACGACAACGGCGGCUGGUGCAACCCCCCGCGGCAGCACUUCGACCUCGCCCAGCCUGCUUUCCUCCAGAUCGCGCAGUACCGCGCCGGCAUCGUCCCCGUCUCCUUCCGCAGGGUGGCGUGCGUCAAGAAAGGUGGCAUCCGCUUCGCCAUCAACGGCCACUCCUACUUCAACUUGGUGCUGGUUAGCAACGUGGGCGGCGCCGGCGACGUGCAGUCGGUGUCGAUCAAGGGGUCCAAGGGCGGGUGGCAGGCGAUGUCGCGCAACUGGGGACAGAACUGGCAGAGCAAUUCCUUCCUCGACGGCCAGAGCCUAUCCUUCCAGGUCACCACAAGCGAUGGCCGGACCCUCACCAGCUACAACGUCGCACCGGCGAGUUGGCAAUUCGGCCAGACCUUCGAAGGCGGCCAAUUCUAGGCUCUAAAUUAUUUCCCGGUUCAGAGAUAUUACUUAAACAGUUAAAAGCUGAGGUUGCUCGAUUUAAAUUAGCACCCGCCGAUUGAGAGAACCGGAGGCCUCGAUAUAAGAGAGAUAUUCAUCAUUUUUAUACAGUGAUAAUGAUGAAGGUUGUAGUACGAAGUCGUUCUCUGCAAAGCGUGUCAAGUUCUGUAAUACUGACUCGCAUGCUUUAAACUUAGUAAUCUUAAUAAUUUAUUUAGUAGGUUGUUGGUUGCUGAUCGGGUACCCCAAUUGUUAGAGGUCAGACGGGCAAUCGUAAUGUCUGUGGGCUUUUGACUCACGAUUACUUGUUAAUUGAUGCUGUAACUGGAUAAUUAUAAAAAUAGGAGUCAAAUGACUCUAGUGUUGAAAAA